Priapulus caudatus is the source of this 1027-nucleotide messenger RNA. RefSeq names its product cytochrome b-c1 complex subunit Rieske, mitochondrial-like. NCBI's taxonomy places the organism in Eukaryota, Metazoa, Priapulida, Priapulimorpha, Priapulimorphida, Priapulidae. Gene Ontology annotation, biological process: mitochondrial electron transport, ubiquinol to cytochrome c. The record is from RefSeq and is a predicted model, not a curated record. The transcript has 3 exons. Gene Ontology annotation, molecular function: quinol-cytochrome-c reductase activity; 2 iron, 2 sulfur cluster binding. Bases 112 to 936 code for a protein of 274 amino acids. Gene Ontology annotation, cellular component: membrane.
CUGACUUAUUUCGUCCGGCUACCGCCAUUCAACUGUUCUGGCUAUGAUCUUGAAACGUUGAAUAAGAUUGAAAUUAAAUUACUAUCAUAAGGACUUAAAAAUCGAGACACAAUGAACUUCCUGUGUAAAGCGGCUGGUCCAGAAAUGGCCCGGUACCUGAGUGUGACAUCGAUAGCUGCCGGCACGCAAAGAACACUCCAAGCCGGAAUCCCCGCGGUCGUCGUCAAGGCCGGCGAGGUGGCGCCACCGCAGCCGAUGCCCGCGACAAGCUUCUCCCUCGCCAGGCAGACGCCCUGCGGCGCCGUCCGCGCCACCUGCGCCGUCGGCGCCCCCUGCCAGGUCCGCCUCGCGCACACCGACGUCAUGUCCGUGCCGGACUUCACGGAGUACCGGCGCCAGAGCACUCGCGACGCCGACGCGCAGGCGUCCGACACGCCUCGCCGCGCGUUCACGUACCUGAUGACGGCGGGUGGCGGAGUCGCCGGCGCGUACGCCGGCAAAAACGCCGUCGUGAAGUUCAUCGGGUCGAUGUCGGCGUCCGCGGACGUGCUCGCGCUCGCGAAGAUCGAGGUGAAGCUCGGCGAGAUCCCCGAGGGGAAGAACGUCACCUUCAAGUGGCGCGGGAAGCCGCUCUUCAUCCGCCACCGCACCUCCGCCGAGAUCGCCGCCGAGGCGGUCGUCGACGUCGCCUCGCUGCGCGAUCCGGAGCACGACGAGGCGCGAGUGAAGAAGCCGCAGUGGCUCGUGGUCGUCGGCGUGUGCACGCACCUCGGCUGCGUGCCGAUCGCGAACGCGGGCGAGUACGGCGGCUACUACUGCCCCUGCCACGGCUCGCACUACGACGCGAGCGGACGCAUCCGCAAGGGUCCCGCGCCGCUCAACCUCGAGGUGCCAGAACACGAGUUCGUGGACGAGAGCACGCUCAUCGUCGGCUAACGCCAGGGGGCGCCGCUAGCGAAUUUCGUUUCCCCUCGCGCGGACGGUCGGCGGCGGCCGUCACCGGGGCGCCACUAGCGAAUUUUGUUAU